AUGACCGACGACGCCAACCGUACGCGGUCCGCCCUCGUCAUUGGCGUCCAGAAGGCAGGCACGACGCUGCUGCACGCUGUGCUGCUUCUGGCGCUGAGGCUACCCAAUACACACCCAGCGUACCGUACAAAGGAGCUGCAUUUCUUCGAGGACAAUGACUGCUCAGGCUCCCAUCGCGACACCGUCCACUGCAAACAGCUCCUCGACCAAUAUGCUUCAGACGGCUGGCUUGUGGACGGGUCGCCGGACUAUUUCCAAAACGCUCACAUCUGGGGAUCGCUGCACUUUACACUGCCGCGGGCGGCGCUGCUCAUCACCCUGCGCGACCCGGUUGAUCGGGCCUAUGCAGCAUGGGCGCAGAAUCAAAAAGGAUCGCUUGUGCCGACUGAGCCAUCGGGCGAUCUGCGCAGCUUCGACAGGGCGGUGAGAGAAGAGCUCGAAGACCUGUGGCAUCGGUGCUCGGACGCCGCCACGGCAGGAGCGGCGCGGCCUGCAAGGGCGUCGGAUCUCGCACUCCAGGUCGCGGCGAGCAUCCAGCCGUGGUAUGCGCCAAAGGGGGCCGUUGCGGCGCUCGGAAUCACGGAGAAUGGCUCACAGUGCUUGAGGCACUGGCGGCGCGACUGGCUCCGCUGGAAUUACCAUACCAACGGGACGUGGUGCGGCAGCUGUAAACAAUACCUCGCGCGCGGGUUUGUGACGGACAAGCUCGCCGCCUGGGAGCGAAGCUUUGGCGGAUCGGUGCUUGUGCUCGGAAUGGAAGGCGUCGUAGCCGACACGCCGGCGACUGCCUCGCGCAUCCGUCGCUUCCUCGGACUGCCGACCGUGCAGUGGAGCGGCGAGAGCCUCGCAGCGCUGAGCGCCAUCGCUCGACGGACUUCAUGGCAUCCGGCGGCACGACGGCUCAAGGCGGCGAGCUGGUCGGACGGCGUACUCUCCAUCCUAUACCGCGAGGAGGUGCGCCGGCUAUGGAUGCGCGUGCCGGCGAUCGUCGACUCGUGGGCACGCUGGAGUGGGCCAGACGACUCGACGGUGGACGGCUUCACCUGCGAAGCCGGGGUCAACUAUGUGGGACGUUGCGUGCCUGACAGCCAUAACUCCGCGAACAAGCCAGGCUGCCGCACGAUGUCUGCGCAAACGAGACGCAGCUGCCAAGAGCUGUGCGUGCGCCAUGGGGCCUCGUGCGUGGCUGUCGUGUACAACAAGUGGCGCCAGUGCUAUCUGAAGGCGGAGAGGUCGCCAACCACACACGAGUCGGUGCGGCAAUACGGCACGGUCGGCUGCUCGCGUGUGGUGGAAGGUGAGUACACACGCACAGAGCGGCAGGCUGCGGCAGGUCAGGUAGCGGCAGGCUGCACGGCUCUGAGCUUCCUGGUAGCGGCUGUGCUAGCAAAAGGAAGGCGCCUCAACAUCAACGUCACUGGACUCUUCCGCCGCAUGCACGAUGCCGACACCCUAGGGCUACAGGAGGCCCGCUGUCCCGCGAAGGAAGGCUCGGUCCGCGACGACAAGGGACGCGAUGAGUGUACCUGA
Messenger RNA from Emiliania huxleyi CCMP1516, 1530 nucleotides. RefSeq lists its product as hypothetical. The coding region runs from base 1 to 1530 and encodes 509 amino acids. The transcript has a single exon. NCBI's taxonomy places the organism in Eukaryota, Haptophyta, Isochrysidales, Noelaerhabdaceae. The record is from RefSeq and is a predicted model, not a curated record. Gene Ontology annotation, molecular function: sulfotransferase activity.